AUGCAUGGGCCAACAACGGCCCUCAAACGUCCCCAAGAGAUCCCUCCAAAUUGGCGCGACUUCAGGCACCUCACUCUAUCCGAAGAGGAAGUCGACUAUAAGGGCUUAUUCGAUCCUUCGUUCGCACACCAGGUCAGGCUCGGCAUCGAACUUCCUGCUCUGGCAUUCGCGGCGUGCAUGGCUGUGGACGAAUGGAAUAUGGUGGAAUUGACAUUAUUGUCGAUUGCUGGAGUGUCCAGCAAGCUGUACCUAAUUAAAUUUGGGAGCGGAAGGAAGAUAGUCGGUCGCAUACGCAUCACCCCGAUGGACAGUCUCUCCGAGCUUCAGAAACGAUGUUACCGCGAGCGCCUCGAAUCUGAGGUAGCGACGCUAACGUACGUCCGCCUUUUCUGCUCGGACAUACCCACGCCCGUGGUAUGGGCCUGGAACGGCAGUGCUGAGAACGCUGUGGGAGCUCCGUAUGUCCUGCUGGACUACGUGGAAGGGGAGACCUUGGAAGAUGUGUGGCACAAUUGUUCGGAUCCCACGGAAAAGACGACCAUCCUCCAAGAGGUCGCAAAACAUCACGCGGCGCUCGCAAAAGCCGUUCUUCCUUUUCGGGGCUUCGGCGCGUUACGCUUCACGAGUGUGGUAGGAGAAGAGCGUCUAUUGAACGAUACCGAUUUUCGAUUGGGGCCGUUUCUGUCUGAGGGCCGGCACUUCCGAGUAACCAAGUCACGUCGGCUUGUCUCGCCUCCUCCCACCGCCGCGCUCUCGCCUAGUGAUCUCUGGCGAGACCUUUUAGUGGAAGAGCGCCGUAGCCAUUUGAUCUGUUGGGGCGCGGUCCCGGAAACAUCAGUGGUGCUUCCGAAAGAUGACAUAGACAGCCCCGUGAAUGUAGAUGUCGCCUGGAACGAUAUCCAGGCUGCCAGCAAGUUGGUUGAGCGCCUCAUUUCGGCAACGAGGGUGCCCCCUUGGCUAUGUUCGCCAUGUUUCUCGAUUUCGGAUUAUGCGUUUAGAAACGUUAUCUACGAUCCCGGUGAGUAG
Dacryopinax primogenitus is the source of this 1026-nucleotide messenger RNA. RefSeq lists its product as uncharacterized. The transcript has 2 exons. Lineage: Eukaryota; Fungi; Basidiomycota; Dacrymycetes; Dacrymycetales; Dacrymycetaceae. Bases 1 to 1026 code for a protein of 341 amino acids. The record is from RefSeq and is a predicted model, not a curated record. Gene Ontology annotation, cellular component: mitochondrion.